Molecule: messenger RNA, 305 nt
Organism: Onthophagus taurus
Lineage: Eukaryota; Metazoa; Arthropoda; Insecta; Coleoptera; Scarabaeidae
Product: cytochrome c oxidase assembly factor 4 homolog, mitochondrial
Biological process (GO): mitochondrial respiratory chain complex IV assembly
Cellular component (GO): mitochondrial intermembrane space
Source: RefSeq, a predicted model, not a curated record
UUAGAAAAAAGUUAGGUUAUAAAUUUUAACUAAGAAAAAAAUAUCAUUUUAUUAAUUAUUAUUUAACUAAAAUAGUUUAAACAGCAAUGACCGCUCAUGGAAGUGUUGAAAUAACCGAUCCUGUGGAAGAGAUGUUAAAAAAGACCGGUUGUAUAAACCUUCAUUACAAAGUACAGGAAUGUAUUGCUGAAACUCAAGACUGGCGAAAAUGUCAAGUUCAAGUAGCAGAGUUUAAAAAGUGUAUGGUAAAUUAUACCCAAAAACAACAAUCCCAAGAAUCAAGUUAAUAAUCCACAAUGAAAUCU